Salvelinus namaycush (lake trout) is the source of this 4121-nucleotide messenger RNA. Its product is annotated as neurexin-2-like. Bases 55 to 1218 code for a protein of 387 amino acids. NCBI's taxonomy places the organism in Eukaryota, Metazoa, Chordata, Actinopteri, Salmoniformes, Salmonidae. The transcript is spliced from 4 exons. The record is from RefSeq and is a predicted model, not a curated record.
AUAUCAGUGGAUGGUAUUUUGACCACUACUGGUUAUACCCAGGAGGACUAUACCAUGUUGGGAUCAGAUGACUUCUUCUACAUUGGGGGGAGUCCCAAUACUGCAGACCUGCCCGGAUCACCCGUCAGCAACAACUUCAUGGGCUGCCUCAAAGACGUGGUGUACAAGAAUAACGACUUCAAGCUAGAACUCUCCCGGCUAGCCAUCGAGCGGGACCCUAAAAUCAGCCUGAACGGAGAUCUUGUUUUCCGCUGUGAGGAUGUGGCCGCCCUGGACCCCGUCACCUUUGAGUCCCCAGAGUCCUUCAUCGCCCUGCCCAAGUGGAACACCAAGAAAACAGGCUCCAUCUCCUUCGACUUCCGCACCACAGAACCCAGCGGCCUGCUCUUGUUUAGCCACGGGCGCACCCAGGGUCCUAAAGAACAGAAACCAGGUCGGGACAUGAAGUCAGACUACUUUGCCAUGGAGCUGUUGGAUGGGUUUCUCUACCUGCUAAUGGACAUGGGAUCUGGGAGUAUCAAGCUGAAGACCAGUAAUAAGAAGGUGAACGAUGGGGAGUGGUGCCAUGUGGACUUCCAGAGGGAAGGGAGGAAAGGCUCCAUCUCAGUGAACAGCCGCAGUAUCCCCUUCAACUCCAACGAGGGCAGUGAGAUCCUAGACCUGGACAGUGACAUGUUCCUGGGAGGUCUCCCCGAGACCCGCUCUGACCUGGUGCUGCCCCCCGAGGUCUGGACCGCCCUGCUCAAUUACGGCUACGUGGGCUGCGUCCGUGACCUCUUCAUCGACGGCAAGAGCCGCGACGUGCGCCGCCUGGCCGAGAUCCAGAGCUCCCCGGGCGUUAGCAGCUUCUGCACCCGCGAGCUGCAGAAGAGGUGUAGCAGCACCCCCUGUGGGAACGGAGGCCUGUGUAAAGAGGGAUGGAACCGCUACAUCUGCGACUGCACCGGCACCGGCUACCUGGGCAGCAACUGUGAAAUCGAGGCGACGGUGCUGAGCUACGACAGCAGCAUGUACCUGAAGAUCCUCAUCCCGGGCACCAUGCACACCGAGGCAGAGGACGUGGCGCUACGGUUCAUGUCCCAAAGGGCCUACGGCCUCCUCAUGGCCACCACCUCCAAAGAGUCCGCCGACACCCUGCGGCUAGAGCUGGACGGUGGCAGGAUCAAGCUGACCGUCAACCUAGGUAGCCAAUGGCAACCCCACCAUGACAACCUCUGAUUUUCUCUUAACCCCUUCCGUCAAGCUCCAUGUCCACCCCGUAAACCUGAGCCUUUGUCUGUCACUGCAAGCCUGCCUCCUGUCUCUGCUUCCCUGGUUAGACCUACUCCUGUAGCCUCUCUGCUCUGUUUCUCCCCUGGUCCCUAUGGAGAUAUAUCUAGCUAAAGGAACAUAAAGGGGUUUGGUUGUUCAGACAGUCUGCCAGUAGAGGGUGCUAUAGACAAUGGUAAAGUCAGAGACAUUAUUGUCCAUAUAUACACUAACAUCUUUCUAAAUUAGUACAAAAAAGAAAGACUGGAAGGCAGUAAUAUAUUGAUGUAUUUUAAAACGAUGACAUGGAAUAAGGAAACAGAAACAUAUUAUUCUACAGCGCUAAGCCUUAAAGGGAUAGGAUCUACUUCCCCAGAGUCGGAUGAACUCGUCAAUCCCAUUUGUAUGUCUCUGCGUCCAGUAUGAAGGAAAUUACAGAUAGUUUUGUGAGCAAAUGCUAACUAGCCGGAGUGUAAUGACUGGAAGUCUAUGGGUAUCUGCAUGCUAGCAGAUACCAUAGACUUCCAGUCAUUGCACAAAUGCUACUUAGCAGUUGCGCUAGAGCUAGUUAGCAGCUUCCUUCAAACUGCAGACAUAAAAAUGGUAUCCAUGAUUCAUCUGACUCUGGGGAAGUAGAUAAAUGGCUUCAUUGCCAACAUCCAGAAGUUUGGACUCCUGGCAGACUGUUGUGACCUAAGGGAGUGAUGGUGCCCACCCCUUUGUCUUCCAUCUUUUAAAGGGAGAGAGCAGGAGCCGGGGAGAAACGGGGCCCAGGUGCACCCUGGGAUACAGGAGUGUGGGCCACCAACUUAGUGACAGGAGGUGGUGGUGGAGAGGAUGGUUCCUCCAAUAAUGCCAUAGCAUAUUCAUCUAUCUCUAUCUUACCCUUCUCUCUCCCUUUCAAUCUCUCUCUCUCUCUCUCGCUUUCACUCUCUACUUUCUCUCUGACUCUUUGUUCAUUUCACUGCCGCCCUCUGGCUCUCUCUCUCUCGCUCUGGCUCUCGAUCAUCUCCCUCUGGCUCUCUCUCUGGCUCUCUCUUUCUCUCUCUCUUUCUCAUCUCUCGCUCUCUCUCUCAUCUCUCUCAUCUCUCUCUCUCAUCUCUCACCUGGCCAAGGCUCAGAAGAUGGAACUUUUCAUCCCUUCAAUGGCCUGUAUGUCUGCGGCCCUUGGAUCAAACAGUCAGAGAGACCGGCUCAGAGUCCAGUGUUGUCCCACAGCUACACACAGCUACACCCACAAAUCCACAAACACACACAUGCACGCACACACACACAGUCGGAGGUCCUGUGACGGCAAUGCUGCUCAGCCCUGCGAGCCUCAGCACCCACACACAUACCCACACACAUCCGCCUUGGCCCAGAACAAUCACGCCCCCCCCUAAACACAUAGCUAAUGAAGCUAAAUGCUAAUCCAUAGUGCUAAUGUGUCCAAAUGAACCAGAUAUUAGUUUACCUCCUCCUAUUAGCUGUCUCCCUAACGUAUCCAAAAUCCCACAAUGCCCAGAGGUGUCAAAUCCACAUCAACAUUUCUAUUCAUAGCUCAUUUGGAGGAAAUUAAUUGGAGGUGGAAUCAUUAUAGAAUCAGAGGAUGAUCUUGGAGAUAUGUUGCUUACCAUUAAGAUAGGCCUAAUUAAAGAUGAGUUAAUUGAUCAAUAUGAAACGGUGUAGAGGGACACACUUUGCACUGAAAAUGUCGACUUGUGAUCAGGGAUGAUGACACUGCAUGAUUAGAUUAUCAAUCUACAAUUAGAUGGUUUUAAAUCAAUCAUUCUGUGUUCUGUGACUAAGACACAGCUGCAUAAAUUACAACAAUGCUCUAAUACUUGCUUUCUUUUUUGACUUUUUAGUCCAAACUCCAUAAAAUCACAUUAGUUAACAUACUGUACACCUCACUCUCACAAGCUGUGAACAAUUUUGUCAUUGACGAAUGGAUAAUCACAUUCAUAUCUGCAGUCGCAAUCCUCCCCCCUAUAACAGUGAGCCUGGUUCCUGGCUGUUUGAGUCAUCUAUUCUGUAGCGGUUGACAGCUCGAGACCACUCCUCAGCCUCAGCCACACGCACACACAGCCUGUCGCCACCAGAGGGCAGAAGAGACCACUAACUCAAUAACAGAGCUCGGCCAUUUUACAAUGUUCUAACAGAGGACAUGCGUUUCAGAGGAAGCUGUGUAGACUAAAGACGAGUGAAAAAGAAUGUUGAGAGCAUAUUCUAGCAUAGCUCUUAGUAUAUCCAGAUGUACAAGUGUGCGCUGUGGCUGGAGUGUGCAGAUCACCCUUUUCCUAAUAUUGCUGCUGUUGGUUUCCAUACCCGAGGGGCUACACAAGGCAAGCUGUUUCUAACCCACAACCACAAAGCCAUGGAGCCAUUGUUUGCACAUGGUUAAGCCAUUUCUGAUAAAAGCUACUAGAGGAAAUAGGAAUAAUGACUCUCUAAAUGACCUCGACUAGCCUGUACCCCAGCACAUUGACUCGGUACCGGUACCCCCUAGAUAUAUCUUUGUUAUUGUUAUGUACAUUUAUUGUGAUACUUUUUGAUUGAUUAAAUUAUUAAUUUUUUACUUUAGUUUAUUUAGUAAAUAUUUUCUUAACUCUAUUUCUCGAACUAUUUUUAUUAUUUAUUAUUUUGCCUAUCUAACGGGUAGUCCAUCACAAGGUAUCAAGAAUCUAAUUAAUGUAUAAUGUACAUUUAUCAUCCUCAACCUAUUGAAUUGGCAUUGUCCCCUUGCCAUUAAGUGGGCCUACAGUGAUAUAUAUAUAGAGAGAGAGCUUUAUUGUAUCAAGGAUUGAGGGAAUAGCUUGCCUUCUGUAGUGCAUUGGGACUGGGUGGGUUUUGAAGGGUGGAUGGUGGGAGGGGUGGAUGGUGAGGGGAUGAUG